UAAUCGACUCUCGCACAAGGCCCUAAGCAAUGACAGCGAUGUUGAAUAUUGCUUCCAAUGUGUCUGAUGUUGUAUUUAACCUAAUUACCUAAAUACUAGACUCGCCGUUCAUCACAUAACGUUUAGGUUUGCUGGAUAACAUCUCGACACGUUCGGUGUUAGGCGGAUCUCCUGCACACCUAAAACAUAUUUCUACCGUAACACCUUGUCCUAUCUAUAAAAAGCUGUCAGCUAAGAAAAGCGUCCGCGUGCAGCUUCAAGCUUUACAGACCAUUGUGGGAUUCGGUAGUAUUCUAUGACCGUGGGAUUCGCGUGACCUGUGACCUCUGAGACACGCACUGACCGGGAGACAGGAUGGCGAGCCAGUGCCGCCAGAACUACCACGAGGACUCUGAGGCCGGGGUCAACAAACAGAUCAACAUGGAGCUGUUCGCCAGCUACACCUACCUCUCUAUGGCCUACUUUUUCGACCGGGACGACGUCGCCUUCCCCGGCUUCUUCGACUACUUCAAGAAGGCUUCUGACGAGGAGCGCGAGCACGCGCAGAAGCUGAUGAAGUUCCAGAACCAGCGCGGCGGACGGGUGCUGCUGCAGCCCGUCAUGAAGCCGGCUCAGGACCAGUGGGGCUCGCCGCUGGCGGCCGCCCGCGCCGCCCUCGAGCUGGAGAAGUCGGUGAAUCAGUCGCUGCUGGAUCUACACACGGUGGCCGGCUCGCACGGCGACGCCCAGAUGUGCGACUUCAUCGAGAACGAGUUCCUCACCGAACAGGUGGAGGCGAUCAAGGAGCUGGGUGACAUGAUUACAAGGAUGGAGCGUUGUGGCCCGGGUCUUGGAGAGUACCUCUUCGACCGCGACCUCAAGAAGGAGUGAGCACCGCGGCCCGGGCCUGGGAGAGUACCUCUUCGACCGCGACCUCAAGAAGGACUGAGCACCGCGGCCAGGGCCUGGGAGAUCUGUUCGACCGCGACCUCAAGAAGGAGUGAGCGCUAAGCACUCCAUUUCUUUUCCCGGCGUCACCGAUGAGGGUCGUCGCCAGCCGGAGUUCUCAAUCGUGUACUGCGGAUUUCAGGUAUUGAAACGUUGAGUUGAGCAUUGUUGAUAAGAUUAUCAGGAGUAUGAAAAAUAACCUCUUGCUCAUAUCUGAUUUGCUUGUUCCAUUGUAACACUGUACCACUGAGGAAGGGCCACGCCCGAAUAUAUAUUGGUCUUUAAUUUUUUAAUUCCUUCAGAUAUGAGCAAGAGGUUAUUUUUCAUACUCCUGGUGUACUGCGGAGUUCGACAACCGUGUAGGUACGCUUGUUUCAGUGGUGAAAUGUAGCGUGCGUCAUGUGCAUCUAAAAAUUGUGCGUUUAACUCCACAACCUUCGGAAGUCGCCGGCAGCGGGCCUCCUGUUGAUAUUGUCAGUUAAAGUGAGUACAAAUAGCAAUAAAUCCAGACCAACUAACA
Molecule: messenger RNA, 1447 nt
Organism: Amphibalanus amphitrite
Lineage: Eukaryota; Metazoa; Arthropoda; Thecostraca; Balanomorpha; Balanidae
Product: soma ferritin-like
Exons: 4
Coding region: 355-870 (171 amino acids)
Biological process (GO): iron ion transport; intracellular iron ion homeostasis
Cellular component (GO): cytoplasm
Molecular function (GO): ferrous iron binding; ferric iron binding
Source: RefSeq, a predicted model, not a curated record